ACAAAUUCGUCCUUCAUUAGACUACUUCUUAACCUCGCAAGAUGAAGUUUCUCGUGGUGAUUGCGUCCUUGGCGGUUGUCUUAACUCUGCAAGAAGUGAGGGGCAGAACUGAGGUCGAGCUCUUGGAGAGCAUUCUUUCCCCUGACAAUUUGGUCAAGACAAAACCACCCGCAUUAGCCCUGAAUGGCACGACUGACGUUGAAUUCGGGAUCCACCCAAUUUGGCUGGAACUGACGCCCAACGGCGUGAUCAGAGGCAAGUCGUGGUACCGAUAUCAAUGGGUGGACGAGCGGCUGGCUUGGACCCUGGAUGAAUCCAAUGGUAUGUUCCAAGCCUUGAGAGUGAACCCAAUCAACCUCUGGGUACCAGAUGUUUUCCCUUACAGCAGGUUUGACUCUCACAAGGCCAUGUUUGCCUUCCAUACUGAUGGAGCAGGUUCCAACGCUUUGAUUUAUCCGAGUGGUAGAGUGCUUUUUGUACCCGAAGCUGGACAGGAGUUCAUUUGCUCGGAUGUGGAUUUGGAUAGCAUUUGGGGCGAACAUGAGUGUCUUCUCAAAUUCGGCUCGUGGACAUACAAUGGUCAUUUGUUGAACAUCAUUCCCUAUGGGGGUAAAACCGAGCUUGAAUUGGGUGACUAUGAAAAAUCAAGUCCUCUUUUGAUUAAGAAGAGCUCUGUCAAGCGGGAGGUUAAAUAUUAUUCGUGCUGUGGCGAUGAGCCCUACCCUGCACUCGUGAUUUCUCUGACUGUUCAGAGAAAAUUCAUCAUUCAGGACAAUGGAAUGAUCAUUCACAACCCUCAACUCAAGAGUCAAGGCGUUCAAUGCGAUUGAGAUCAUCAGAUCAUGAAACUGGUCCCCUCCGAAAGCAAUGCAUGAUCCUUGUUUUAGGCCUAAAUAGACAUUUUCGGAGUAGGAUGCUAAAGCAGAAUAAAUUGAUUUCCUCAAC
Tigriopus californicus is the source of this 945-nucleotide messenger RNA. Its product is annotated as acetylcholine receptor subunit alpha-like 1. The coding region runs from base 42 to 830 and encodes 262 amino acids. The transcript has 3 exons. Gene Ontology annotation, biological process: monoatomic ion transport. Gene Ontology annotation, molecular function: extracellular ligand-gated monoatomic ion channel activity. NCBI's taxonomy places the organism in Eukaryota, Metazoa, Arthropoda, Copepoda, Harpacticoida, Harpacticidae. Gene Ontology annotation, cellular component: membrane. The record is from RefSeq and is a predicted model, not a curated record.